This is a messenger RNA of Ceratina calcarata, 2525 nucleotides long. It is a transcript of the gene ICA69, whose product is annotated as islet cell autoantigen 1-like protein. Gene Ontology annotation, cellular component: Golgi apparatus. Gene Ontology annotation, molecular function: protein domain specific binding. The transcript is spliced from 4 exons. The record is from RefSeq and is a predicted model, not a curated record. NCBI's taxonomy places the organism in Eukaryota, Metazoa, Arthropoda, Insecta, Hymenoptera, Apidae. The coding region runs from base 310 to 1932 and encodes 540 amino acids. Gene Ontology annotation, biological process: regulation of transport.
AAUUAUCCGCACGCUGAUGCCGUGUCUAUCGAAAUGUCUCUUAAAGUUUAGGUGGAUAAUUAACAAUACAUAUAGUAUGCACCCAUGUAACAACAAGUCCUCGAACUAUCAAGCUGACACAGGCAAAGGAAUAUGUGUCAGUUUUGUUGUCAGUAUUAAAGUACAAACACCUGUUUCAACAUAUUAAAAGAGUAUCAAUCAUGCGUGUUAAAGAAGUAUGAUAUUUAUAAGUGCCGUAUUAUUAUUUUCAAUUACACCCGCUCGCAUAUUUUAAUUGUAAGUGUUAUUCGCGUUUUACCGUCUUCCAUCAUGAACACAUAUAACAAUAGAAACGGACCAGGUGUAUCAGGAAACUCUUUCGACCGUUGGGUACAAAGGACCAAUAUGCACGAUGAUUCGGCUAUCACAAAGAUGCAACAUCAAUUUUGGGUUACAAAGCAAACUUUAUCACGAAAGCUAGGGAAGAAGGACGACGAAUGUAUCGUAGCAUCCGACGCGGAGUUGGACGCAAAGUUAGAAUUAUUUCGCAGUAUUCAAGAGUCUUGCUCUUACUUACAAAGAAUUAUAGACAAAUACCAGGAAAGAUUAUGCAACCUUGCGCAGGAAGAGAACGCGAUGGGAAGAUUUCUUAAAGAUGCUGGUAAACAGGAUAAAACCAGAGCUGGCAAGAUGAUGACCGCAGUUGGAAAAUCAUUGUCGUAUUCUGGUCAACAGAGGCUGGCUUUGAGAGCCCCGUUAGGUAGAUUGUAUCAGGAAGUGGAAACGUUCAGGCAAAGGGCCAUCGAAGAUACUCUGCAGAAGGUUCAAGCGAUGGAGAAGUCUCGUACAGAAUACAGAGCAGCUCUGUCCUGGAUGAAGAAUGUUUCUCAAGAACUAGAUCCCGAUACGUCGAAACAGUUAGAAAGAUUUCGGAAAGUUCAAACGUGCGUUAGACAAGGUAAAAUGGCCUUCGAUAGUUUGGCCUUAGAUUGUCUCCAGAAAGUGGAUUUAUUAGCAGCCGCUAGGUGUAACAUGUUCAGUCAUGCUUUAGUUUUGUAUCAAAGUACGUUAUUAAAUUUCACCGAGAAAUCUGCACAAGCGUAUUCUACGAUAGCGAGUAGUUUCAAAGGCUAUCAGCGUUACGAUUUUAUGGUUGUAAGAGAACUCGCUGAACCCUCGAGUAAAUUAGCUCAAGAGACUGGAGGUGACGACGAUUCCGAGGAUAAAGAUAAAUUAUCAUUUUUCGAUAUGGAUUAUCACGACACGAUCGAGGAAGCCGAGGAAGUUAAACCCAAUACGCGGAAUGAAAACGACAAGCAAGAUGAAAAAUUGUUGGACAUCGACUACGAUGCAAAAGAUAUAUUUGGUCUUGAAGGACUGGACUUGAAUUCCGGCUCCUCGAACAAUGGAAUUACGAAACCCACUUCUGAUCAAGAGAACAAGGAUGACCUCGAUCGAUUUUUCGCGAAUUUGAACGUGGACAAUAACGUUUUACGCAGCAAUGCGGAAGGAAAUCUAUCGGAACUUGAUAAAAAGUUUGAUGAACAAAGCAUAACGUUGGAUAUAUUUGAUAAGUCGAAUACGAGUUUCAGUUUGGCCGACUUAUCUCCAUUGGACGAAGUAAAUUCAGGAGAGCAAUCUCUACAAUCUCUGACGUCCGAAAAUAUGAUGCUUUUGAACGAUAUUCUCGGUGAUAAACAAAAUGUUAGUAGCGAAUGGGAGGCGUUAUCGCAUGACACGUUCUUGCCACCGAAUAUAUUGAAACAGAGCUUGGGCGACGCGGCACUCGGUGUCAGCCAGAAGACUAUGCCUACUACCAACUCAAGCGAGAAAAAAAAAAAUAAGACUGGCAAACAAAAGGGUAAUUCCUGGUUGGAUUUAUUCGCUGAACUCGAUCCUUUGGCUAAUAAUCCAAUGGAAAAUCUAUCGAACGACAGUAAUGCAUCCGCUUAACUUCUCGAAGUGCUUAAAAUUAUUGUACUAUUACAACGUACGAUUAGUUGCAAUCUUUAGCAACGAUCAGACGUUUUUAUUUUAAUCGUCAGGUAAGAUAAUGCCGAUGAGCAUUAUUUGAUUCUUACACUUGCACCGAUCUUUUAUAUUUAUCAUUGGAACUUGAACAUUCUGGAUCUGUUAGGUUCAAUGAAAACAGCAGGACGACGGUAAGAAUCAAAGAUUUACGAAUGUUUAAAUAUCUUUUCCAGCUUCGUACCAAAGAUACAAGAUCUAUGAUAGUUUGUAAGAUCUACUAGUCAUACAUCUCUUUCGUGAUAAUCAAUAAUUACCAACAUUCCUAUUCGCAUUUAUAACAAAAUAUGUUCAAAGUAUAUUUAAUGUUAAAAGUGUGUUUGCAAUUUGUUGUCAUUUCACAAGGUAUGAGUCCUUUCAAUUAAAUUUCGUUGACAUCAUCGCUGUAUUACAGUAGUACUGUAGACAAUUCAUAUUUUAAAAAUUUAUGGUACAAUUAUUACAUUCCUUCCUUUAAUAUACUAAAGUACCGCACGCUGCUUUUCUUUUUUAAAUAAAAUAAAUACAACAUAAACAGA